Messenger RNA from Asparagus officinalis (garden asparagus), 963 nucleotides. RefSeq lists its product as uncharacterized. The record is from RefSeq and is a predicted model, not a curated record. The transcript has 3 exons. NCBI's taxonomy places the organism in Eukaryota, Viridiplantae, Streptophyta, Magnoliopsida, Asparagales, Asparagaceae. The coding region runs from base 100 to 678 and encodes 192 amino acids.
CAUGCCCUUACCAUUCUUAUUCGUCACGAAGUCAGCUUUCUUCCGGAAAAGUACAUUCUAAGAAGGUGGCGAAAGGAUGUGAGGCGAGCCCACUCGAAGAUGAAAGUUAAAUUUAAUACUUGGGUCGUCACACCUGAACAGGUACGCUAUCGCGAGCUAUGUCUUGCAUUUAGUGAGGUUGCUGAUCUUGCUGCUCAAAACAAUCAUGAAUGUGAGGUUGUUAAAAAAUGGAUAGACACCAAAUUUAGAGAACUACAACUUGCUGAAUCAAGUCAGAAAGGAAAAGAAGUAGAGAUGAAUCAUGAUUUUGUGGAAGAAGAAAAUGAAUAUGAAAAGGAGGAAAAUGAAAACAUAUUGGAUCCUCUCUCUCAGACUCGGAAAGGUCGGCCUAGGCAAAACAGAAUUAAGCCAACAAGUAGGCGAAGAAAGAAGAAAAUUGAUCGAGCUGCUAAUGUGCCCGUCAACAAUCCAUCACAGUCUCAAGAGGGUGUUCUUUCCUACACACAAGAUAGUAUGGUUUCAAAUGCUUACAUGCCACAACCAAAUACUGUGCAUCCAUGGCCGGCACAACAAUUAACAAAUGAAUUUAUGCAGUUGCCUCAAUUUCCAAUGCCUGGAGAUCCACAUGCGAUGGGGUUGCCACCGUGGUAUGGAUGGCAUCAAAGAAACAUGAUGUGAUAACCUAUGGGGCCUGAUGCUGUUUGGCGAAAGGAUGCAGUUGGUUCCUGAGGUUGUUUUGUUCCUGAAGGUAGCUGGCUCCUGAUGCCUCUUUUGUGAAGCCUCUUUUGUAACUCUAGUGCGAAUGUAACAGUUGCUGGACAAAUUAUCUUUCCAUGCUUCAUUCUACUGGAUAAUUAUAUGUAAUGGAAUUGAUGUAAUGGAUAAUUAUCUUUCCAUGUCUCUGCUCCAUGUCUCUACUGCGAAUGUAACAGUUGCUGGACAAAUGAAUUUAUCUUUCCAUGU